AAGGCGCACACAUUUGCGACAGAGCAGCUGGGUAUAAAUACAGCUGAUUUCAAGCAAUGAUCUGAGUAUUGCAGAACAGAGUGUUACGAACACUAUUGCAGAGGUGAAUUCUGAUGCACUUGGGCUUUGCCAGCAUGUGGAUUUCUGCAACAUUCAUUCUUUUUGCACUGGUUCUAAAUGGAGUCGUGGAAUCCAGAUCAGAACCUAUUGGUCGAAGAUGCCCCACUGGCUGGGAAAAAUUUGGAACACAAUGUUUUAAAUUUUUCAGCGAGUCCAAGCCAUGGGCUGAUGCAGAGAAACACUGUGUUGAUCUCGGAGGAAACCUUGCAUCUGUUCACAGUGACCUCACUCACACUUUUCUGAAAAACUUUGUGAAAAAACAAUCCAGUCGCCCCACCCGAUCCUGGAUUGGUGCUCAUGAUGCAACUAAGCCAUUUGUCUGGUUUUGGAGUGACGGAUCAAAGUUUGAGUACAGUGACUGGCACAGUGGUGAGCCAAAUAAUGGUGCAAAAGCUGAAAGAUGCGUGGAGAUGGGCUAUGGAGAUGAGAAUCGCUGGAAUGAUGCACGCUGUGAAAACCGUCUCCCUUUCGUCUGUUACAAAAGGGCUAGGAUUGACUUUUAAUCCUAAUUUUGAUUGAUAAACUAAUUUCUCAUGUCUGUCCAUAAAUUGCUGAUUGUAACAGACAUACUUUUCCCUUUGAAUUUUAAUAUCCAUUUGUGCAAAAAUAAAAUUUAAGCAACAAAUGUA
Molecule: messenger RNA, 749 nt
Organism: Megalobrama amblycephala (Wuchang bream)
Lineage: Eukaryota; Metazoa; Chordata; Actinopteri; Cypriniformes; Xenocyprididae
Gene: eslec
Product: ladderlectin
Exons: 6
Coding region: 114-623 (169 amino acids)
Source: RefSeq, a predicted model, not a curated record